AUGGCCAAUGAUGCUGUGUUCGGCGGAAACCGUCAACAUGUUUCUUCCGACGAAGCUGUGCCCAGUCUCAAGAAGGUCGAUUCUCGGGUUCAUCCUGCACCCCCGACAGAUGCGCCAGAAACAUUGCCGAAGCCUCCACCAACCCCAGGAGAUCGGGUUCAAACUUGCGGCAGUUUGAACACCUCAAACUUCGAUUCUACCAACCUCUGCCUCCCCACGAAAUCUGGAACCUUCCUGGCGGUUCUUUCUGCCAGCUGCUUCACCUUUUUGGGGCUCCUUGCUUUCAGCUUUGCGGAGUUUGAGGCUUCUGGGGCUGUGCUUUUGCGGUUUUUGGGAUGGCAGUUGAUUAUCUACAUCCCGACAUUUUCGGUGCAACCCGUGCUCCGGAAUUUCAUGUUCUUCGGUUUGCAGCCCCAUCAGAGCUUAGCCGACGCCUGGCCGGAUGCCGCUGGCACCAAGAAGCGAUGCUUGCGGAGGUUGUUGGUGCCGUGCUUGCUGCACACAGCGGCAGCAGUGGUCCUUUUUACCGUGAGUGUGGUGACGUUUGAUGAGAGACAUCUGGGAAUUUUACCCUCUUUCGUUGUGGCCGCGAUUUGUGUGAUUCCACAAACUCCUUUGCUGCUACGAUUGUUCGGACCACCCUGUGUCAGCAAAUCAUCCUAUCCUUUUCGAAUGUUACCUUUGGUGGGAUUUAUGCCGCUCAUGGGUUCUGUUGCGGUGAUGUCGGUGUAUAUUCCACUCAGACAGCUUGGAGGCGUUUGGAUUGGCCUUUUGAUGCCUCUGUCCUUCAGCUGUUACGAGUUAUUUGGAAGUUUCCUGGUCACCCGAAGAUUUAUCGAGAAGUUUUUGACGCAGAUGGACGUGCGGCAGGCAUAUGCUUCCACCAAUCAGGGUAUUGUGGUGUCCAUUGCCAUUUGCAACCUGCAUGCCAUGGCAGAAGGGGCCCGUUUGACACUGCUGUAUGUGGACAACCAGCAGAAUCAUGACAUGGUUGGUAUCUUGGUUCCCAUCGUCAGUGGAGUGCUUUGGAAUGUCCUGACGCGCAUAGGAUGUUUGGACCGCUUUCUGCACUGUGUCUCACGUGGUCGCUGGAAACCCAACAACUGCAGCAAGCUACUGCGCGAGUCAGGCUUUUGCAUGGGCUAUCCACGCUUCGGUGCCAUGUGGGCUCUUAUUUUGGUUCGGCUGUGCAUUGGAACGCCAUUUUCUUGGGACUCACCUGAACUGCUGCUGAUGGUUCUCGUGUUCCUCUCUGAAGUUGUUGAGGACCUAAUUAGCUGGGUGCUCUGGCGCUUGAAAAUCAACGUGACCCCAGCGAUGCAGUGGGCCACCGACCAAGAGGUGGAAGUGAAGGUGCAGAGGAGGCAGAGCCGCAGAUUGUCGCAGGGGUCUCUGCUGCCGGUAACUCCACAGGUGACCCCACAAGUCACUUCUAGGACAAGCGACGAGGAUCGCUGGAAGGUGCGAGCGGCCCAUGAUUUCAAAUUUGGUCCCACGGACUUUGGUGAAUUGCCCUUCUGGGCCCAUUUUAUGCCGGCGGCCACGGCACAAUUCCACACCAUUUUUUCGAUGAUCGUCGCCAGUAAUGGUUUGGUCUUCUUGCUUGACUUGUGUGACCCAAGGGAGACGGGGCAGAUUGGCUUAAUUUGGUGGCCGAUCGGCCAUGAUCUUUGUCAUUAA
Messenger RNA from Cladocopium goreaui, 1680 nucleotides. The record is from the annotation of a GenBank genome assembly. NCBI's taxonomy places the organism in Eukaryota, Dinophyceae, Suessiales, Symbiodiniaceae.